GUCGAGCUCGCAGGGGCGUUCUGCUUCCCCGUCAGCGAUGCCCGCCCCUUUGGACCGCGAGACCCUCAAAUCCAUGAAGCGCGCCGAUCUUCAGAGAAUAUGCAAAGACUACGGCAUCAAGGCCAACCUCAAGACGGAUGCGUUGAUCGACCUUCUUGUUGAUACCAUCCAAGGCGCGCCUCGUCCAACUCCUCAACCUCCCCAGCGUGCCCCAUCAACCAGAGCUGCCUCGCGCUCAACCACCACCUCGCGGUUACGCGGCGCAUCAUCGUCUUCUGUCAUCAUACAUGAUACAGACGAGGAGGACAACGCACACGCGGAAGAUAUACGUACCAGCCUGCCCUCGGCACACUCCUCUGAGCCCGGGGUCGCUCCGGAUUUACAACCGCGCACCCGGCGCGCGAAGAAUACCCAAUACAGACUUGGUGUUGGCAGACCGACCGUCGCCGGUGGGAGCGGCGCGCGUACCGUGACGCGUACUGCGAGUCUGGCACAGAAAGGGAAGCGGGGCAAAGGAAGUAAGAGCGCGAAACCGAUGGAAGCUGCCAUUCUGGAAGAAGAGGAACCUGACCCGAUGCUGGAAGACAUUCCCCAAGCUGGACCAUCUGGCACCGCUCAUGAACCUUUUCCUCCAGAGCCACUUGUCAUGUCCAUUCCUCCUCAACCUGUCCCCCUGCCAGAUCCUCUCGCCCAAUUUGCUGUCCUCCCCAUACCACCUGCCGACAUGUCUGAACAGUUGAGGACCUAUAUCACUAAUUUGGUUAUGCCUCUCCAGACACAGAUCCAGCUUCUUCAGACCGAUUUGCAGCAGCGACCAGCCCAAGUGGCUGAUUUGGAUGCGCUCACUGCUCAAGUGUGCUCGCUCCGGUCGGAAGUAGAGUUGUUACGUCCCCAGGCUGCUCUGGUUCCGCAGUUGCGAGCGGAGGUGCAACAGCUGCAGGAGAUGGUAUCUUUCCUCACACAGGCCACCACGGGUACCCUUGGUGUCCCGUCUGAGAAGAGUUUGGGGAAAGCUCGAGCAUCUGAUGAGGGCAGUACUCAAACUAUCGUAGGAGGGAGCGAGGUGUCGCACGCUACUUCCGUGCAACCUCCGCCUGGAAUGACUCAAUCCUUACUGGGAAAGCGCCAUCGAGACCUGGACGAUAGUCAGGCAACAGAUCUGGGCGAGGCAGCUCAGGAGAGCAGACGUGGUCAGGAGGAUCGAGAGCAACGGGCGACGAAGCCGACUCGUAAGCGCCCUAAACUCUCUGAUCGGGACGGUUCCCAGCAGGGCUCAUCAAGUCAACCCACGAAACCGGAGAGUGAUGAGGCAGAUGACACAGGGAACGGCGAAGGGCAGCCUGCCCCCCGGCCGACCUUCACCGUCUUCCAGGGUCCCGAAGAACCGCCAGAAGCCUACCUCGACCCCCCUCCUCCGACAACUCAUUUGUCAGAUCUCUUUCCGUUUGAUGCCGGAUCUGGACAGGUAACGCCUCCGAACGCGGGGGGCGCCAUUCCCCGCCCACCAGGCGCCGACGAGAAUGCAACAAACCAUCCGAAUUUCAACUUCGAUUUCAACCCAGACCUUUUCAACCCUAUUACGUCCACGCCGUUCGACAUGAGCCUGCCUCCUUUUACAUACCCUGAGCCCCCCGUAUCGCCUUCGCCUGCAGCCCCGUCCGGAGGGUUCGUAGAGCGAGCCGGCGGACGGAUAGAACGAAAUGACUUGUUUGUGCCGCUACGACGGCCCACGCCGUCUCAGCCACGGCCGCCCUCUCGACCACAGUCCGCCGUGGCAAGACCGGCGAGUCGGAGCGCCGCAUCUGGGCCUUCGAUAUCGCACCUGCAUUCCGGUGCUACCGGCGCUCCCCCAGCAGGCAGCGGUACGGUCGACCCAACUGCGCUGAUGGCGAGUCCUAUGCUCCCCUCCUUGACCGAAUCGCCGCCCGAAGGACCCAGCAUCUCUAGCGUAGCGAUGGCGGAGAACUCGGACUUCCUCUCGUUCUUGCCUCGGCGGACAGUGUCUAGCACCGAGGUAGGCAUCCAGCUCGGGAUGAGCAGCACACUGCCCCUGCCGCCCGACCCGCCCGGCGCACAGAUGAAGCGGACGAUGUACGGGACUGAGCUCGAGAGCGACACGCGCUUCGGCGACUUUGGCGUCGAGGGCGUCGCUUCUGGGUUCUGGGCCGGACUGACGCGACGUCUGUGAGCAGCAGCUGUGGUUGGUGGGCCCGUCAGGCCAUCUUUCGUGUCUAUCGUUAUUAUCUUUUACUACGUUACCACGUCUUGUGAUACUUCCCUUCCCUCCUUCCCGGUCCCUUUCGCUGCGCGCAUUGCGUCCGACUCUUGCCCCGUGCGACCCCCAACACUCUCCUUUCCUCAACUACGUUGCCGCUCCAGGCUUCUUAUCUCCGCCGUGCCUUCUACCCCCGUUGUGCGCGUUUUUGUCUCGCUUGGAUGGACGGCCGACCACGACUUCUCACGUAUAUCUGUACGAAGAUUUGAUUUGUGUUUGUAGUUGCCUACAUACAACAGGACCCCCG
Dichomitus squalens LYAD-421 SS1 is the source of this 2522-nucleotide messenger RNA. RefSeq lists its product as uncharacterized. Bases 38 to 2188 code for a protein of 716 amino acids. The transcript is spliced from 6 exons. Lineage: Eukaryota; Fungi; Basidiomycota; Agaricomycetes; Polyporales; Polyporaceae. The record is from RefSeq and is a predicted model, not a curated record.